Paramecium octaurelia is the source of this 825-nucleotide messenger RNA. Lineage: Eukaryota; Ciliophora; Oligohymenophorea; Peniculida; Parameciidae. The record is from the annotation of a GenBank genome assembly.
AUGAGUGAUGAUAGAAAUUAGGCAAUUACUCCAAAUACAAAUUUCGUGGUUUUGAAUACUUCUGAUCAAGGAAUUAGUGAAAAUAUUAUAUUGAAAACAUAGAAAUCAAGAUCAAAAAUAUUAAAGACUAUUUACUCUAGAGUAAUAUUUAUGAAUUAGACUAGAGGAUUUGGUAAGAAAGAAAACUGUUGGUUGUAGAAUAUAUACAAAUGAGAUAGUUGAAACAGUUCAAUCAGAGCUUAGUAUGAUAUCAAUAAAUUAGAAAAAAAUUGCAGAAUCUGUAUUUAGGAUGAAGAAUCUUCACAAUUCAUUUCGCCAUGUAAAUGCAAAGGUUCCGCUUAAUUUGUACAUGAAGAAUGCUUAAAAAUGUGGACUUUAGAAUAAUUCGGUGUAAACAAGAUAUACAAUAAAAAUGUAACUCAAUAUAUAUUUUAGUUAAUUUGUGAAAUUUGCAAACAUAAAUUAGAUUACAGAGUAAACUUUGUUGAUCGAUUUGAUAUCUGUUAAUUUAAGAAUAUCAAAUUGACAACUAAGUUCUGCUGGAUAAUUUAAGUAGUGUUUAUAGCACUAUGUAUUUAUGCCUCAAUUUCAAUUGUUUCAAAAUUCGGAAUCGAUUCAUUAUCUACAAUAUCAAUAGUAGUAGUGAUAUGCUUGAUACUCCUUGUGAUAGCAGUCAAUCUCAGUUUCAGUGUCAUCCAAGCUCAUAAAGUGGAGAUGAUUGAGAAUUGGCAAUUUCAGAACUAUAAACCCUCAAAUAAAGCGUUACAUAGCAAACGGCAAGUCCCUAGCAAAUUUUAGAGAAUGAAUCAGAUACAUUGUCUUUGA